AUGGACUCCGACAACCCCCCACAAAAGACGAUAAGAUCGCAUGAACAGAACCAGGAACGCGCCUAUAUCGCCGCCUCAAGGCGAGGCGACCGCAGCAUCGAGGCCCGCCUCCAAUCAGCGCGUCGGGCCAGCGAGGUUCACAAACUGUGGACCGGCAAGGCCCUCUGCGUGUCGAGGGACAUUGUCCUGAAAGAAGAGAUAUACGAGGAGGUGGACGACGUGUUCCCGCGGUCCUACCAGCUCCGAGGACUGCAUCAGCGGCAGUCGUCUGUCAUUGCGGACUCACAGGAGGGCGAAGACCCAAAGAGCCCACUGACGACGACUGAGCUGGCGUCAGGCGAUGACCAGCAACUGCACGAGACCGAGGUGAAUAGCGAUUUUGCCCAAUGCUUUCCCGAGGUCGAUCAGAUCCUCUCCCGACGAUGGUCAACCCAGAGCAUCUUGAUGGUCUCGCCACCGCAGCGUGGCGCGUUCCAGAAUUCUCUGAGCAAGUUGUUUGAUUCCGCGGCUCGAGACAUCAGCUACACCCAAGGCGCCGUCCUUGACGCCGAGAGCCGCUCACUUUCAGACUCGCCGCCGCCUGAGCUGAGGAGGGAUGUCGAGCUGACGCCGCCUAGGCUAGCCAACGAAUUCAAAUCAUUCCCAGCGACUCCUCGAUCGCAGGCGGCAGGGGUUUUCGGACAGGUAAUGCCUAUCGAUUCAAUCCCUGUUUGCAACGGCAACUGUGAUGAAUCUGCAUUGACCGCCGACCUGCCCCCCGAGGCAAACAAGCUGCUGGUAGACGGUGAAAUCAUUGAUCCCGCCUUGUACGACCAGCAGUGGAUGGGUGGCACCGCGCCGUCUGGUCCCUACGCUGUCGACAUGGAUAUGGAGAAGGAUGAUUUUAGCGAACUAUACGAAGAUGGCUUGAAUAUGAUGAGCUGGGAUCCCGUCUCUUGGCCCAAGACAUCUACAGAUGGCUAUUCCUGGAACAUGUUUCAAAACGGGAAUAUGUUCGAGAAUGAUCUCUCAAUGGAACGCAAGGACAGUUCUAUGGAAUGA
This is a messenger RNA of Ilyonectria robusta, 1041 nucleotides long. RefSeq lists its product as uncharacterized. The transcript has 2 exons. The coding region runs from base 1 to 1041 and encodes 346 amino acids. Lineage: Eukaryota; Fungi; Ascomycota; Sordariomycetes; Hypocreales; Nectriaceae. The record is from RefSeq and is a predicted model, not a curated record.